This is a messenger RNA of Spirodela intermedia, 534 nucleotides long. The record is from the annotation of a GenBank genome assembly. Lineage: Eukaryota; Viridiplantae; Streptophyta; Magnoliopsida; Alismatales; Araceae.
AUGCCGGUGAUCCAGAGCUUGUUCGGCCGCAGCGGGAGGGAGGACGUUGCCUGCCUCUCGUCCCCCAGCGCGUGGAGCAUGCUCGAUGGCUUCUCCAUCGGCUCCUCGCUCUUCUCCCCCUCGCAGAGGGCCCCGCGGCGGCCGGCGUUCGCCGACGCUCGAAUCAGAUCUGAGGAAACGGCGGAGAACCACAUCUUGAAGGCCGAUCUGCGGGGACUGAGCGAAGAGGAGGUGAAGCUCAAGGUGGAGGCGGAGGAAGGGAUCCUUCAAGUGUGGGGGGAGCACAGGACGGUGCUUACCGGGAAGGACCGGAGAUGGGGCGAUGCCGAGAACAGCGUCCGCAGGUUCCGCCGCCGGAUCCCGCUGCCUGACGACGCUGAGGAAGAUCUGAUGCACGCCACCGUAAGAAAGGGGGUUCUGAUCAUAACCAUCCCCAGGAGGGAGGUGCAGAGGCCCCCGGUCAAGGAAGGGGAUGAUGAGGCGAGGAGACAAAGUGAGUCGGUCCUCUACAACGAAGCUCUGCGACAGAUAUGA